UCAACUAUUAAUCAUCCGUGAUUAUGACGUGGCGCCUAACGACCAUCAUGUGUUAGCUAGCUACAGAGAGCCGUUCACUUGGUGCUUUUCGCAUACCCUUUGCUUCACUACUAGCCGAAGCAGUUCGAUCCCAUACAUCGUCUCCUCCACACCGAAUCACUGCAAUCUCUCUCAAAUUCUACUCAAUUUUAUUAGAUCUCAUCAUCCUUCAGCUCUAUUUCAAUUCUGACUUCUGAGUAAGUUAAAUUCGUGCUCCCAUCUCUCUUUCCCAGAUUUCACUCUUGUUUCUGGACUCAUUUCAAAGAUUUCAGUGAAAUGAAAAGGACCCAUCAAUGGAUUAGGUAUAAGUAAAGUUGGGUUUUGGUUCUAUUUGUUUUCUAGGGUUAUUUCAGAAUUUGGGUUCCCAAAGGUUGAACAAAGGAAUCCAUGAAAGAGACUAAUCCAGCAACUGAUCCUAUAGGCCAAACCUUGAUAAAGCUAAUAAGCAAUCUAUGUUUCUCAGUGUUUGUAUUCUCAGUUUUGAUAUUCACAGUUAUUGCUAUCACUUACCAGCCUCCAGAUCCAUGGCUGGAAUCAGCUCCUGCUCUUACUAAAUUCUUUACUCAGAGUGAAAAUGCCACUUUCAAAAUUGACAAUUCUAUCCUGAAAACGGGUGAGGAUUUACAAACUGUAUCAGCUCCUGGAGUGCCACCUGCUUUAGGGAUCGAACCGAUCACUGAGCAAGUGAUUGUGAAAUCUGAGGAGAAGGUCGCUAACAUGACAAUCCAAUCAUCUGGUUGUGAGGAUUUUCAGGUUGUGAAUUGCUCAGACUCGAGGAUUCUGAUAACAGUUGAGAAGUUUAAUUUGAAGCGGUUCAAGUCUAUUGUGUUUUUGGAAUAUCAAACUCCUGUUAAUGGGUCAAAGCCAGAUGAGUGUGAUGUGGCCUGGAGGUUUAGAAACAAAAAGGAGAAGUCGUGGAGAAAGUAUAGGGACUUUAGGAGGUUUGAAUUUGGAAUUGGGGAAAACUGUAUCUAUAAAAUUGUGCACGCAAGUGGUUGGCAUUCAGGCAUUAAUGCCCGGAGGCAAAGGAGUAGAGAUAACCCUACCAAGGGUGGUGGAAAUAAUCCGAAAAUUGCUUCAACAUUUCGAGAUGAGGAGAUAAAUGACACAAUCCCAAGCUUGGGAUCAGAGAUGAAUUUUAGAAAAGGGAAGUACCUGUAUUAUUCAAGAGGAGGGGAUUAUUGUAAGGGAAUGAAUCAUUAUAUGUGGAGUUUCUUGUGUGGGUUAGGGGAGGCAAUGUAUUUGAACAGGACUUUUGUGAUGGAUUUGAGCAUAUGCUUGGCUGGUAGUUAUAAUCCAAGUGGCAAGGAUGAGGAGGGGAAGGAUUUUCGGUAUUAUUUUGAUUUUGAGCAUCUUAAGGAGAUGGCAUCAAUCGUAGAAGAGAGUGAAUUUCUGAGAGAUUGGAAGAAAUGGGAUCGAGCCCAUAAGAAGAAAGUGCCAGUUAGGAAGGUUGUUACUCAUAAGAUGACACCGAUGCAACUGAGUAAAGAUAAGAGCACGAUUAUAUGGAGACAGUUUGAUGCUCCAGAGCCAGAAAAUUAUUGGUACAGAGUUUGUGAAGGGCAAGCUGCAAAGUACAUUCAGAGACCGUGGCAUGCGCUUUGGAAAUCAAAGAGAUUGAUGAAUAUAGUUACAGAGAUCAGUGGGCAGAUGGACUGGGAUUUUGAUGCAGUUCAUGUGGUUCGAGGAGAGAAAGCACAAAAUAAGGAGCUCUGGCCUCAUUUGGAUGCUGAUACUUCACCUGAUGCACUUGUUGUGAAGCUUCAAGGGAUGAUUCAGCCUUGGAGGAAUCUAUAUAUUGCAACCAACGAGCCAUUCUACAACUACUUUGAUAAAUUGAGAUCUCACUAUAAGGUUCAUUUGCUUGAUGAUUACAACGCAUUGUGGGGAAACACGAGUGAUUGGUAUAAUGAGACAUUGCUUUUAAAUAAUGGACGGCCAGUUGAGUUUGAUGGAUACAUGAGAGUUGCAGUGGACACUGAGGUUCUUUACAGGGCAAAGACCCGUGUGGAAACAUUUUAUAAUUUGACCAGUGACUGCAAGGAUGGGAUCAAUACAUGCUGAAAAGGUAAUAUUAGAACUCAUGUUCAAAUAUCGGAGGUGUAUUGUCAGUGAUUCAAGUUGGAGCUGUAUUGGAAUAGAAAGCAAAUGACAAGUUGGAGCUGUAUUAGUAUAGAAAUCAAAUGAAAAAGUUUUCUCCAUUUAUUUUUCUGCGAGGUUGGUGAUAUUAUUGAGAGGAUUUCCUCUUCUAUCAAGUCUCACUCAAGAUCACUACUUGCACACACUUUUCACAUACCAAAUAUAAACACCUGUUGUUUGAAAUCACAAAUAUUGGAUCACAAUGACAGCUUGCUUCAUAAAUAGCAUUAAUGCCUAUUUGACACAUAA
Manihot esculenta (cassava) is the source of this 2427-nucleotide messenger RNA. RefSeq lists its product as uncharacterized. The transcript is spliced from 2 exons. Gene Ontology annotation, cellular component: Golgi apparatus. The coding region runs from base 427 to 2103 and encodes 558 amino acids. The record is from RefSeq and is a predicted model, not a curated record. NCBI's taxonomy places the organism in Eukaryota, Viridiplantae, Streptophyta, Magnoliopsida, Malpighiales, Euphorbiaceae.